This is a messenger RNA of Lindgomyces ingoldianus, 2181 nucleotides long. RefSeq names its product kelch repeat protein. The transcript has 3 exons. Gene Ontology annotation, molecular function: protein binding. Bases 1 to 2181 code for a protein of 726 amino acids. The record is from RefSeq and is a predicted model, not a curated record. Lineage: Eukaryota; Fungi; Ascomycota; Dothideomycetes; Pleosporales; Lindgomycetaceae.
AUGGCUCUGCCCGCCUUUGCUGCCCCUUCCCUUUUUGCCGGGAACCCUCCUGCUGCCAACCCCCCCUCGACGGCAUUAACCCACCCAGCAGGCCCCUCCAGCUCUCCCAACAAUACAUUUCUCUUGUCCGCCAGCCCUGUGCGCGGCCGAAAGUCUGUUGCCGACGGCUACAAGCCGAAAAUGAUCACGACUGUCGGUGCCAAGCCUGCCUGCCUUGUCAACGCCUCCGUCACGUACGUCGGGAACGACCAGAUCUACGCUUUCGGCGGGUUUGAUCAGUAUACCGAUGAAGUGUACAACCACGUCCUUCGCCUGAACCUUGCAUCUCGCCAGUGGAAUCUCGUCGAUAACUAUGGAGACAUUCCGGGCGUUCGAAUGGGUCAUACGGCCAAUCUCUGGCAGGGCGACAAACUCCUGGUCUUUGGCGGAGAGAACGAACACCGCCAACACCUGUCCGACGUCAUAGUCUUUGACCUCAAGACCGCAUACUGGACGCAACCCGAGCUCCAUGGAGUGUCGCCCCGAGGUAGAGCCCGACAUUCUGCAGUCAUCCACGACGAGAAGCUAUACAUUAGUGGAGGACAGACCGGCCACGACAGCGUGCUCGACGACAUAUGCUAUCUCGAUCUCAAGACAUGGACAUGGUCACGGUCUUGGAAAUUUGUCCCUCGAUACGACCAUGCGAGCUGGAUUUGGAACGGCAGGAUCUGGAUCUUCGGCGGUAUCAACGACGAGAUGGAAAAGAAUACUGAGAUCUGGUGGCUAGAUCUCCGCGGUAGUCCUGGAUUUGAACAAGCCAUGACGUAUGGCACUGGCGACAGACAAUUGGUCUCUAGGUAUCACCGGUCCCUCCCAAACCCAUCCCCUGGUCAGCAAACGACCGGCAGCACUGGGUAUCUGGCAAAUUCCAGUGUGCAAUCUUACCCAAGCACAUUAACGUCGGCUAGGUCGCCAUAUACUGCGCCAGGUUCUAUAUCUUCCCUAAAGUUCCAUUCAAGCCCGAAUCUCCCUUCCCAAGCAGCAGGCAUGCACUUCCAUGUCUUCUCUUCGGGAUGCAUGCUAGAUUUUGUUACCCCGGCAGAACUCAGCUGCGAGACGAGUCUUUCCAGCUUAGAGCUAGACACGCUGCGUUGGCAAAAAUUAGCUGAUGGGAAGGAUUUAUUCAGCCAAAACUUUCGCUGGCAUUACUGCACUAUGAACGCCGAAGGCACACAUGCAUGGCUUCUUGGCAGUUCCGUCGAACCCUCGGGAGAUGGCAACGGGAUGACUGGCGGCGAAUAUCUCAGUGACGUGCUUGCUAUCGACCUCCGCAAAUAUGGAAUUCUUGGGAACGAGCUGGCAUCAGAUUCUCGAGCCAAAAUACCUUCCUCCGACGCAAAUGUUGGCUCCUACUUGACAGGAAUUGGUGCUGAUUUGUCGACCACGUUCGACAAGGCUCCUGACACCGGCAGCGGCGCGGACUUCGUGAUCACAGCUUAUCCCGACGAUUAUGACCUGGAGGCAUCACCUGUAGAUCCGCUCAGCUCUCCAACCGACGCUGUGAUACCACAAUCUCGCCCCAUCCACGUUCACAAACUCAUUCUACAUGCGCGUUGGCCACACUUUGCUCGUCUAUGGUCAGCCCAGAUGGCAGAAUUCCACUCCAAGAAGAUGCACAUUCCCGAGCCCUACUGCGCCGUCCGCGCCUUCCUCUUCUACCUCUACUCUGACAGCAUUUCUCCCAACCCACAGAAUGGCCCUAGUCUUAACGAUGUCGCUGGUAUGCUCGUCAUGGCCAAUAUCUACGACAUGCCACGUCUUCGGCUCCUCUGUGUCAACCGUCUCGGCCGAGAGCUUGACGUCGAGCAUGCGGCAUUCAUCUGGGAGCGUGCUAGCACAGCUGGUGAAGAGUGGCUCAAGCGUCGUGCGGCAGCAUUCUGCCUGAGCAAUUGGGGUCGUAUCGUCCGUACACGCGCUUUCAAGAACCUUCACCACGGCGCUCUUCUCGAUCUCUGCGAAGAGAUCGACAAUGAAGGCAGAGCUGUCAGUGGCGAAGAGUUGGAGGUAAUGGGCGCUCUGAAUCGGCCUUUCGGCGGCUCUGGUAGCAAUAGGAAACGCAGCCUCGGCAGUGCUGGUGUAGUGGCCGUUGGUGAUGACGAAGCAGAAGAGGAAAUCGAAGAUGACGGUAUGGAUGUCAACUGA